AACUAAUUAACACAGACAGAAGUGGGGAGAGAGGUAGUCAGACCUGACACAAUAGUAAAUGAUUUUUUUAAUAUAUGAUCUGCUCUUUUGUUCUCCUGCUGUAGUCGCUAAUAGACUGAUUGAGGAGUGUAGUGUUUAACACUGAGCAGACGAGGGGAGUCAGGCUUUGACACAAGGAUUCAGACACAGUCGGUGACCAACAUCUGAGGCAAAAAUCCCAACAGGACACUUAACAAAGAUGGAUUCGGAAAAGGAGGCUGACUGCAGCUAGUACUGCAGAAAAAAAUACUACUAAUAAUUUUUCUUUAAAAACAGUGAGGGGAAUUCACAGAAACGACAGGAUCGUUUGUAUAUUUGAUUAUAGCACAUACAUUAUUAAAGGAAGGAAUUUCAUCAAAUAUUGAUACCCAGAACUGGGCAAAAUGAAAUUGACUUUGUCAUAGGAUUACAAUUAUUUUUUUCUCUUAAAGUGGUUAAACAAGGAUUGUAAAAGGUUUGCACAGCACAUAAUGCAAUGAAGCCAUACAAUGUUGAUGGCUGCAACCCACACAUGGGAAAGACCAUUUUAUAGAGUUGUCCUCUGUGGAGAUCUUUAUCUAUAAAAGGGGUAAACAUAUCUUUUAGCCUUGCUGUGGGAAAUACACCCACAUAUUUCUGAUGGGUUUUUUAAGCAUGCUUUUAUCAGUGAUACUUUGUCUUGUGUAGAAUAGGCAGGUUGUGAACUCUGUCUAAGUCUAUGAACCUCAUAUGCUGUAAAUCCAUUUGACAGGAUAUGAAAAAUGAGACUGAUAUCAUCUAGGAACUUUUUUUUUCAAAUUUACUUAAAAGACACAUGUGGAACUUUUCAUCACAGAAUAGUAGUUUUGACCUUUCUAUAUUUGUUUUUAACAUAGCUUUUCUGGACUUUGUUGAAGAAAACAAUAGUUUCUGUAUUAUCUUCUUGUCACCCGUAUUAAUGCUGGGACACAUACGCACAUAGGCAGUACUAUGAAAUUAGACUUUCAGUGUAAGAGCACGUGUUCUAAUAUUUUAACACUUAAAAUAUCUAGUAAUAUAAAGGAUAUUUUCCAACUUAGCAAUAUCUAGCUAUAUUUCCAAUUUAUUUCCAAAUAUUUAAACCCACACAUUGUUAGAAAUAAUUAUUUUUUUUGCCAAUUUUACCAAGAAUAGUGUAGUAUUUUUUCGUAAAUUAUACACAUUUCGCGUAAAGAACAGUCACAAAACGGCUAGAUCCCUCCGCCAUACUGAAUCUGAAUAGCCGCCGCACCUGUCUGCACUCUCCAUCUCCUUCCGCAAGCGCAGACCACAGAACAUCGUCCUCCGGCGGACUAGAGCAGAGCUGCUGCAUCUCUCCACCUUCAUAUCUGUGGCUGACAGGAGUGUUCGCUGAGCAGCUUCACAGAUGUUCUUCACCUAAUGUGACAAUUCUCUCACAGCUGAAGGAAACACCGGCUGGAGCCAUGGGAAGACUUGGAGUGGUUGUGGGGAUUUUACAUUACGCAGGACUUUACGUUCAACUUAACGCAGCUCUAAUCAGCGGCCACAACAAUGUGGACAAUCACGUCUCUGGAAACGCUCUUUUCACAGAGGUUCCACACGACAUCACGACGCAGAGCGGAGAAGAUGUAGAGAUGGCUUGUUCCUUUAGGGGAGCGGGUUCUCCGUCACACGCCCUGGAGAUCCAGUGGUGGUACAUAAAGGACCGGCAGAAGGAAUCAUCUCAGAUCACCAACAAUGUUGUGCCCGAGGAGGAGAGAUCCAACAGAGCUACCAAAAUAAGUGUUGUAAAAGUGGCCGGCAGCAACAUCUCCCACAAGCUCCGUCUGUCCAGUGUCAGGACGUCAGACGAGGGCACGUACGAAUGUCGUGUCAUCGACUACAGCAGCACCGUGGUGAAGGACCACCGUGUCCGCGCGUACCUCCACGUGGAGCCGAAGAGAGGUCACGAGUUGGACGUCAUUAGUCUGCAGGAACAUCAAGAACAUCAGUCGAUUCCGCAGCGUGACACAGGGGUCCAAAAACUGAAGAGAAGAUCGAGCGAGAGCAUCACUGACUGUAAUGACAGCUGCGUACUGUAGAGGGUCCAGUCUCCUUAUCUUUUUUCUCUCUGUAUGUCUGCAUGGUGAAGGGACAGGAAUUAACAAACCCAUCGUGGCAGAGCCGAGCCAUUUACUGCACCUGGAGCCUGUGUUUCUCCUCAUUUGUUGCCCUGUCCUGCCGUGCUGUUGAUGCUAACACGGGGCAGAAUUUUAUCAAAACUUACUGCACAUUAUUUCGUUUUUCUGUUUGUCCCUGUGCUUUACCUUGUUGUAAUAUAUUUUUGUAUAGUGACAGCUAUGCUAUAACAAAGCAGGUUAAUUCUGUUUGUCUGGCUCACACAUCCUUUAUUGACCAAACACCCAAAACAUGCAGUAAAUGGCUGAGUGGACAGUCAGGCUUGUUAUGGCUGUCAUCAUUUACAGCCUGAACCCACUGAUCCAGACCGCCGGUGUCCACUCUGUUGUUUUUACAUCUUCACUAAAAGUUGUAGCAUUUUAAUGUGAAUGCUUCUAAGGGUUUUUUUUUUAUUUCUGACAAACUCCCAAAUAUCUUAUGUCUGUAAAUGAAAACAUGUCAAUCACAUUUCCAGCAAAAUUGAAAGUGAAAAUACACAAAUACAGAAUUAGAACGAGAUCAUUAGUUAAUAGUUUCUGCAUUUUUUGAAGCGCACACCAACUUUCCAGUGAUGCUGUUCGCACACGUGCUACUGACGAGUUUGAUGUUGACGCUGUCGCCUGUUUUGUAUAUUCUGCCUCUGCACCGUAAAAUUUUUACUCUGCACGACUAAACCAAAUGACUCUACAGUCACAGUUAUGGAUUGUUUACGUUGUCAGUCAUUUUGUCGUCAUCACCUCACCAACUGUUAUGUAUAUAUAAAUAUGUAAUUUUUGACAUGUUACAUGACUUUUUUUUGUUCCCACAAAUGCUACUACAGUAUUUAUCUGUACAUUAAUUUGAAAUACUUUGGUCUUUGUAUUGUUUUGCCAUCUUACGUUGAAGUUUAAAGUUGUUGUAGUUCUGAAAUCAAGUUGAGACGGUUUGGACAUUGUAAUAAAAUUUAAAUUAUUGAAAUAACAA
This is a messenger RNA of Cynoglossus semilaevis (tongue sole), 3117 nucleotides long. It is a transcript of the gene vstm2lb, whose product is annotated as V-set and transmembrane domain containing 2 like b. The record is from RefSeq and is a predicted model, not a curated record. The transcript has 4 exons. The coding region runs from base 1461 to 2078 and encodes 205 amino acids. NCBI's taxonomy places the organism in Eukaryota, Metazoa, Chordata, Actinopteri, Pleuronectiformes, Cynoglossidae. Gene Ontology annotation, cellular component: membrane.